Messenger RNA from Suricata suricatta (meerkat), 737 nucleotides. It is a transcript of the gene SELENOW, whose product is annotated as selenoprotein W. NCBI's taxonomy places the organism in Eukaryota, Metazoa, Chordata, Mammalia, Carnivora, Herpestidae. The record is from RefSeq and is a predicted model, not a curated record. Gene Ontology annotation, cellular component: cytosol. The transcript is spliced from 6 exons. Gene Ontology annotation, biological process: response to selenium ion.
ACAACCUUUGUGCGGCCGUCCGGGAGAGUGAGGUUCGCAGGUGCUUGCAGCUGGUGGGUCGCCUCUCCGCGCCCCGCGCAUGCUGCGGUCCCCAGCCAUGGCCCUCGCCAUCCGAAUCGUUUAUUGUGGCGCUUGAGGGUACAAGUCCAAGUAUCUUCAGCUCAAGAAGAAGUUAGAAGAUGAGUUCCCCGGAUGCCUGGACAUCUGCGGCGAGGGGACUCCCCAGGUCACCGGCUUCUUUGAAGUGAUGGUAGCGGGGAAGUUGGUUCACUCCAAGAAGAGAGGCGACGGUUACGUGGACACUGAGAGCAAGUUUCUGAAGCUGGUGGCCGCCGUCAAAGCCGCUUUGGCGCAGGGCUAAUGUGCCCGAAGGCAGAGUCCAGUGACCUUGGCCCAGCCCCUCGCAGCUGACGCUUCAUGAUGGGAAGGACUGAAAUGUCUGGUGGACGCCUGGUCUUUCCCUGACGUCUCUGUGGCCGCUGCGUGGGGGCAGAGACUGACGCCCCUGGUCCUUGCCUGUGUGUGUGUGUGUGUGUCCGUCGGUCCCCAAGCAUGCAGCCAUGCACCCCGCCUGCCUUGCUCCCUCCUCUCCCCACAUCCCCCCAGCCCCCUGGGUACUCUUGCUCCUGGCUUCCUUCUUGGGGUGGCCGAGAAAGGGAUCUGGGUGAGUGAGUUGUAGAUUUCAGCAGUGUGGACCACGGCCUCCUUUCAAUAAACACCAGAUGGGUUUCACAAAA